ACCCCAUGGCAGGGCAUUUGGGUUGUGAGAAAACUCUGGAGCGCAUAAUGGCCCGAUUCUAUUGGCCGGGAAUUUGGGCCGACGUGCGCCGCUGCUGUGCGUCGUGCCCAGAAUCCCAGCUGGUUAACCAGCUGUUUUAUUGCAAGUUUUAUUGCUACAAACAGGUUAAGAAUAGACUUUGUUUGUUUCUUUUUCAUAUUAAGUAAAAAACACACACAAUUGUCUGUUUUACUGCUUACCAGGUCAGUUAGAGGUGAACAGCAGCAGUGUGGAGUCUGAACCGUCUGGCUAUUACUACCAGGGUGUGUGGCGAGCACUAGGUGGGACCACCGUUCAUCAGUUCAACACUUCCUCAGCCAUCACUCGGUGUCUGAAAGGAAAGCUGGUCCAUAUGUAUGGAGACUCCACAAUGAGGCAGUGGUUUGAGUACCUUAAUGCAGCACUACCAGAUCUAAAGGAGUUUAACCUUCAUAGCCACAAAUCAGUCGGACCUUUAAUGGCCCUGGACUAUGCAAAUAACAUCUUUGUGAUGUUCCGCGCCCAUGGUCCUCCUCUACGUACUGUCAGUGUCCCAUCCAUGGAGCUGCAUUAUAUUGCCAAUGAGCUGGACAAUGUGCUUGGAGGCAGUAACACUGUAGUAGUUUUUGGCAUCUGGGCACACUUUGACACUUUCCCUAUUGGGUUCUACAUCCGUCGACU
Molecule: messenger RNA, 699 nt
Organism: Haplochromis burtoni (Burton's mouthbrooder)
Lineage: Eukaryota; Metazoa; Chordata; Actinopteri; Cichliformes; Cichlidae
Product: NXPE family member 3
Source: RefSeq, a predicted model, not a curated record